GGCCGGCCCGGCUCCCUCGCGCUCCUACCCCGGCCCCCAAUUCCAAUCUCGCCGCCGCCGGGUUGCCGUCCUGUGCUCCGCUUCGCACCGCCGCACCGCUAGGAACAGCCCGUGCUGGAGCUGGGGGAACGAACAUCUCAACCUCCGUCACCCCCAUACCGUACAAGUAUUCCUAUGGAGACGAUCUCAUCUUGUCCCAUCUGCAACAUACAAGUUCUUACGGCUGAGCUGGAAUGGCAUGCCAAUAGCCACUUUGAUGAUGAUCAACUCCAAAUGGACAUGGAAUUAGCACAUCAGAUGUCAGUUGCUGAAUCAAGUACAGAUGCCAUGAACGACCCAAAACAUUAUAGUGGAUCAUUCACUAGUGACUCUAACGCUCUAGGGGCUCUAUCGAGUCAUAGUGGAUACUCGCACCAUUACAGUGAGCUACUGGAUGAACAAAUCUCUUGCUUGGUCCGAGCACAAAUUCGAAGCAAAGUUCAAGAGGUGGAAGGCGGUAUUUUGAGCUUGUUGAGGAGCUGCUUGGAGUCAGAAGCGGGUUCCUCGACAAGUAUGAUAUCGUGCUAUAUUGACCAUCAUCAGAGCCUUUCAUCAGAAGAUAAGGGAUGGGGAUGUGGAUGGAGGAACAUUCAGAUGCUGAGCUCUCAUCUAUUGAAGCAAAGACCAGAAGCUAGAGAAGUAUUAUUUGGUGGUUCUGGAUUUGUUCCUGACAUCCCUUCACUCCAGAGGUGGCUUGAGAUUGCUUGGGACAAAAAAUUUGAUACAAUUGGCUCCAGCCACUUUCAUAACAAAAUUUAUGGUGCCAAGAAGUGGAUAGGGACCACAGAGUGCGCUGCCCUCUUCCGCUCCUUUGGUCUCCGUGCAAGGAUUGUAGAUUUUGAUAGCACAGAAUCAUCUGACCUCCAUAGUAACAACGGAAGCCGUGCAGCGAGCCAAGUACGAGGACCUAUGGACAAGUUCUUGAUAAAGAAUAAGCCUCCAAAAUCAUCAUCUGAACUUUGUCGAGAGGAUGCUGAAAGUACGAGAGGCCAACAGGCCCUUGUUGACUGGGUUUGGAACUACUUUGCAAGUGAGCGCUCUGACAGAUUAGCCACACAGCGUGUCACUGUUAGCAAUAAAACACCAUUGUAUUUCCAACAUCAAGGUCAUUCAAGGACAAUAGUUGGGAUUCAAAAGAAACCGGAUCGUCGUGGAUCUCAAGAACAAUACAGCCUUUUGAUUUUAGAUCCGGGCCAUAGAACUGCAGAUCUAGAAAGGUGUCUAAGAAGCAAAAAAGGAUGGCAGCGUCUGGUGAAGAGAGGCGUCCACACGCUCAGGAAGCCACAGUAUCAGCUGUGUUAUGUGGAUCCUGGAAUUGCUAGUUCAGAAGAGGUGGAGCGACUGAAGACUAUUGAUGGCACACUAGUCAGGUUUUAGGUUCCUGACAUGCUUGGUUGACUCGUCGAGAUGCUAAGUGAAGCUUGCUGCUUUUCAACAAUAUUUGAAAAUCUGCGUGGUGGUAUUCUGGAGGGAUAGGUCAAACUGCCUUGAAUAGAUCUUGACAUGCCCACUUGGGCACUUGUCCUAAACUGAAAUUUACACCGCGUUUUCGUUUUUUUACCAGGUUGUAGUCUGCGGGAUCUUGAUGGUGGUUGUGGCAGUCGGCAAUUUUGCCAACACUAUGUAUACACUGGUGGUACUGAAGCUGAGGUUUAAAGCAAAGAUGAAGAGAGCAAAGGGCAGACAGGAUCCCCCACAUCAAAACUGACAGGCAUGAUCGUUCCUGGAACACAAGGAUGCAGCAGCUGCUGGCACCAUCUCUUCUGUAAAUCCUUUGACCUGUGUCAACAUUUUUUGGUGCUGCCGUGCUAGUAGUAGGAGUAUCUUGCAAGCUUUUGUUUUGGAUGGUGUGGUGGUCCAGAAAACACUCUGUCUGCUAAAUUACCAGAAACAUCCGCAGUUGUAUAUUGCGGCAAAAUCCCAAGUGUAUAUUAAAGUCCUCCAAAAACUGCCGCUGCUUUCGACCACAACCAACCACCUGAAUGUAUCUUUUCUUUACAUGGUCAAUA
Zea mays is the source of this 2048-nucleotide messenger RNA. RefSeq names its product zinc finger with UFM1-specific peptidase domain protein. The transcript is spliced from 7 exons. Gene Ontology annotation, molecular function: ubiquitin-like protein peptidase activity. Lineage: Eukaryota; Viridiplantae; Streptophyta; Magnoliopsida; Poales; Poaceae. The record is from RefSeq and is a predicted model, not a curated record. Bases 175 to 1416 code for a protein of 413 amino acids.